Verruconis gallopava is the source of this 1298-nucleotide messenger RNA. Its product is annotated as ribosomal protein L27. Gene Ontology annotation, cellular component: ribosome; mitochondrial large ribosomal subunit. The transcript has 2 exons. Gene Ontology annotation, molecular function: structural constituent of ribosome. The coding region runs from base 24 to 878 and encodes 284 amino acids. The record is from RefSeq and is a predicted model, not a curated record. Gene Ontology annotation, biological process: translation. NCBI's taxonomy places the organism in Eukaryota, Fungi, Ascomycota, Dothideomycetes, Venturiales, Sympoventuriaceae.
GUCUACGAUAACAGCUUCCUGAGAUGGCAGCAUCAAGCCUAUCUCGGCCUGCUAGGGCUGUUCUCCUAUCAUCUCGGUACAUUUCUUUGCCAUUGCGACCAUCGGACCAAGCACUGCACUAUCUACGCUCGCUCAAUAACCGUUUGCGACAGCCCGUUGGUCUCACGAGUGUUCGCCAGGCAUCCCAUCAAGCCCAAGGUCGUGCCAAUGGCCCUAAGAAUGGCCCAGGAAAGCGACUAGGUGCAAAAAAGACGGGCGAGCAGUUCGUUGUGCCAGGGAACAUCAUUUAUCGCCAAAGAGGCACGUUGUGGUUUCCUGGCGAAAAUUGCGCAAUGGGACGCGACCAUACCAUCUAUGCCACUGAAAAGGGCUACGUGAAAUACUACCGAGACCCAUUCAAACAUCCAAAGAGGCGUUACAUCGGCGUUGCGUUGGAGCGCGACUGGUCGCUUCCAACACCUAAAGAUGCUCCGCGACGAAGACGAUUGGGCAUGAUCCCAGUGCGUAUUAAUGAAGACUCAAGUCAUCUCACUGAUAAUUACGUUCCGCGACCCUCCCCCAUCGCUGGAUUGGACGAGAAUAGUGUGUUGCCUGAGGGCAUGAGCCUGGAGCCAAGUGGCAAGGGAGGCCAUCUCCGACCGACGUUCACAUUGAAGGAUGGCACAUUGCUCAAAAUGAGGAGCAACUACAUGUUCAGAGAAGACAAUUGGCAGAUUGGGCGCGCUGCGGAGAGGGCGCGCACCCGAGUUAGACCUUUCAAGAAAGGAAACCGAUGGCUAGCCUGGAGGAAGAGAACGGCGAAGCGAGCAAGAAUUGCUGAGAUGAAGAGCGUCAACAAGAAGGGCAAGGCCAAGAAGAAGGCCACGCCCAGAUCAUAACCUUCAUUCUACGCCUUUUAAGCGUUUUGUACAUUGCACCCACAAGUGUAUUCAGAAAUGCAUCUAUCCUAUGCUCCUGUGUUGUCUCGAAGAUCUCACUGGUUUCAGAGGGCUACGGUUUCCGAUUCGUGGAUGCGAAGCACGAUGAAAUGACGUUGUACAGAACUUCUGGACUAGAAAUACGGCUACGCUUGAUGAGGUUGUUAUCGUUGGAGACCGUCCAAGCUGCUCAUAGACGCAUGCCAAGAGUGGGAUGUCCAAAUUGGAAAGUCAGAAGAAUUCCAGAAUAAGUUCCAGUGUUGCUACAUUGGACAUAUGUUGUUCAAUCUCUUUUGACAUCGUGAGCGACUUUUUGUCAGAGAAGGAGCCCCAAAAUUUGGCUUGUACCUUUCGAUAAGUUGCAGACCAGCGCGAUAUCGU